AUGCACACUGUAUACACCAACACCAACUUCACAUGUUUGACCUUCAUCCUGGCAGGCGUCCCAGGGCUGGACGCUGGGCACCUCUGGCAGAUCAUGCCCUUCUCUUCCAUUUACCUCAUGGCCCUUGUAGGGAACUGCACAAUUCUCUUCAUCAUCAAGAUGGACCCCGGCUUGCAUGAGCCCAUGUACUACUUCCUCUCCAUGCUGGCCCUCGCCGACCUGGGCUUGUCCCUAUGUACGAUGCCAACGGUGCUGAGCAUCCUCUGGCUGAACUCCAGAGAAAUCAGUGCUGGUGCCUGCUUCACUCAGUUUUAUUUUAUUCAUACAUUUUCCUUCUUGGAGUCCUCGGUGCUGCUGGCCAUGGCCUUUGACCGCUACAUGGCCAUCUGCCACCCUCUGCGAUAUGCCUCCAUCCUGACCAGCAGCAGAAUAGCCAAGAUAGGCUUGGCCAUUCUGGGCAGAUGCAUCUUCGUUGUGAUGCCUGGUGUCUUUGUGCUCAGAAAGUUACCAUUUUGUAGGUCCCAUGCACUCUCCCUUUCUCACUGUCUGCACCAGGAUCUGAUGAAGCUGGUGUGUGCAGACAUCAUGUUCAAUAUAGUGUAUGGAUUAUCGUUAGCCAUCCUCAUUUUCAUGUUAGACUCACUGCUAAUUUUUGCCUCCUAUAUCUUGAUCUUCAAGACCAUCCUGAGCAUCGCCUCCCGUGAAGAAUGUCUCAAAGCUCUGAACAACUGCUUGUCCCACAUCAUUGCAGUCUUAAUAUUAUAUAUCCCGAUGGCUGGUGUAUCUAUUGUUCACAGGUUUGGCCAACACACAUCCCCUGUGGUUCAUGUUCUGAUGGCAAAUGUCUACCUGCUUGUCCCACCGGUGCUGAAUCCUAUCAUUUACAGCAUCAAAACAAAGCAGAUCCGCCAAGGCAUCCUCAGACUUUUCUCUCUGCAGAGGACCUAUGGUACAUGGCCUAAAAGAAGUUUGGUCACACCUCAUAGAUAA
Messenger RNA from Alligator mississippiensis (American alligator), 990 nucleotides. Its product is annotated as olfactory receptor 51Q1-like. Gene Ontology annotation, molecular function: G protein-coupled receptor activity; olfactory receptor activity. The coding region runs from base 1 to 990 and encodes 329 amino acids. The record is from RefSeq and is a predicted model, not a curated record. NCBI's taxonomy places the organism in Eukaryota, Metazoa, Chordata, Crocodylia, Alligatoridae. Gene Ontology annotation, biological process: G protein-coupled receptor signaling pathway. The transcript is spliced from 2 exons. Gene Ontology annotation, cellular component: membrane.